Molecule: messenger RNA, 945 nt
Organism: Ochotona princeps (American pika)
Lineage: Eukaryota; Metazoa; Chordata; Mammalia; Lagomorpha; Ochotonidae
Product: olfactory receptor 8K3-like
Exons: 1
Coding region: 1-945 (314 amino acids)
Biological process (GO): sensory perception of smell; G protein-coupled receptor signaling pathway
Cellular component (GO): membrane
Molecular function (GO): G protein-coupled receptor activity; olfactory receptor activity; odorant binding
Source: RefSeq, a predicted model, not a curated record
AUGGAUAAACAGAAUCUAACAGAGCUCACAGAGUUUGUUCUGCUGGGGAUCACAGACCGCCCUGAGCUGCAGGCUCCCUUCUUCGGGCUCUUCCUCAUCAUCUAUGUGACCUCAGUGAUGGGAAACCUGGGCAUGAUCAUUCUUACCACGAUUGACAACAAGCUACAAAUGCCCAUGUAUUUUUUUCUGAGACAUCUGGCUUUCAUUGAUCUUGGUUACUCAACUGCUGUAGGCCCAAAAAUGCUAGUAAAUUUUAUAGCUAAUCAAAACACAAUCUCCUACAACGGGUGUGCCACACAGCUAGCUUUCUUCAUCAUGUUCAUCAUCAGUGAACUUUUUCUUCUUUCUGCCAUGGCCUAUGACCGUUAUGUGGCCAUCUGUAACCCUCUGCUCUACACAGUAAUGAUGUCACAACGAGUGUGCUGGAUUCUGGUAGCACUCCCCUAUCUCUACAGCACCUCUCUCUCUCUGGUAACCACCAUAAAACUUUUUACUUCAUCUUUCUGUGGCUAUAAUGUCGUUAGUCAUUUCUACUGUGACAGUCUUCCCUUGCUGACUUUGGUAUGUUCAAGCACACGUGAAGUUGAGUUGAUAGUAUUGAUAUUUUCAGCUUUUAAUCUGAUUUCAUCUCUUCUGAUAGUCCUUGUUUCCUACACACUGAUCCUCCUGGCCAUCCUCAGGAUGAACUCUGCAGAGGGCCGGCACAAGGCCUUCUCUACCUGUGGCUCUCAUCUGAUGGUGGUGGUUAUAUUAUAUGGAACUCUGUUCUUCAUGUAUGUGCAACCCAAGUCCAGUCACUCCUUUGAUAUUGAUAAAAUGGCUUCUGUGUUUUACACAUUGAUAAUACCCAUGCUGAACCCCUUGAUAUACAGUUUGAGGAACAAAGAAGUAAAAAGUGCCCUGCAUAGGUUACAGAAAAAUCUAUGCAAAUGUCACUUUUUUUAG